Molecule: messenger RNA, 516 nt
Organism: Gloeophyllum trabeum ATCC 11539
Lineage: Eukaryota; Fungi; Basidiomycota; Agaricomycetes; Gloeophyllales; Gloeophyllaceae
Product: chaperonin Cpn10
Exons: 4
Coding region: 63-386 (107 amino acids)
Cellular component (GO): mitochondrial matrix
Molecular function (GO): metal ion binding; protein-folding chaperone binding; protein folding chaperone
Source: RefSeq, a predicted model, not a curated record
AGCGAGCUGCUCUCUCCGACUUUAUCCCAGUCCGUUCACGUUCACUGCCGCUGUUCACUGCAAUGGCUGCCCAGGCGACCUUCAAGUCCAUCAAGUCCUUGGUUCCCUUGCUCGACCGCGUCUUGGUUCAGCGGUUCAAGCCGGAAACCAAAACUGCGACUGGCAUCUUCCUGCCCAGCUCCGUGACGAACAGCCCGUUGAACGAGGGCACGGUCAUCGCGACUGGUCCCGGCGCGCCGACGAAGGAGGGCAAGGUUGUGCCGUGCAACGUGAAGGCGGGCGACCGGGUGCUCUUGCCGAGCUGGGGUGGUAACGCGAUCAAGGUCGGCGAGGAGGAGUACUACCUCUUCAAGGACAAUGAGAUCCUUGCGAAGAUCCAGGAGUAAGGGGUGUGUGCGUUCGUGGUGUCGGGCGUGGCAAAAUUAGGCAUCUAUUCCACUGCAUUAUCAUCUAUUUACUUAAUCGCAUUCGCUGUUUUCAUUGUACUGCAUCACAUAACACCCCCACUCGUCAUUU